AUGGGAGGAAAGUCAUUUCAAACAGAAAUGGAAGUAACUGGAAGAAUUUCGGUGGAACCAACUGAUGAUAGUUCACGACUUAAGUCUGUAAGUACUGAAGAUAUGCAAAAGGAACUUACUAAGCUUAAAGAUGAUCAAAAACAACAUGCCGUAACAGAUACUUUGGCUGCAUUAGUAUACGAUAUUGAUGCUACCGCGGAAGUAUUACGACGUGGUUCACUGAAAAAGAAGCAAACCACGGGAGGAGAAGUAAUCACUGGAUAUAAUUUACGUAUUACACCUGGGCCAGAUGAGGAAAUACCUAUCCCAUCACCAAAACAACAUCAUGCAACAGAAAAUAGUUUCACUUUGGAAAGAGUUUCGCGAGAUUAUGGUGUUGACAUUUCCGAAUCACAAAUGUAA
Loa loa (African eye worm) is the source of this 402-nucleotide messenger RNA. RefSeq lists its product as hypothetical. The transcript is spliced from 4 exons. Bases 1 to 402 code for a protein of 133 amino acids. The record is from RefSeq and is a predicted model, not a curated record. Lineage: Eukaryota; Metazoa; Nematoda; Chromadorea; Rhabditida; Onchocercidae.